Amaranthus tricolor (Joseph's coat) is the source of this 2634-nucleotide messenger RNA. Its product is annotated as mannosyl-oligosaccharide 1,2-alpha-mannosidase MNS3. Lineage: Eukaryota; Viridiplantae; Streptophyta; Magnoliopsida; Caryophyllales; Amaranthaceae. Gene Ontology annotation, biological process: N-glycan processing; carbohydrate metabolic process. Bases 283 to 2196 code for a protein of 637 amino acids. Gene Ontology annotation, cellular component: membrane; trans-Golgi network; endosome. The transcript is spliced from 6 exons. The record is from RefSeq and is a predicted model, not a curated record. Gene Ontology annotation, molecular function: mannosyl-oligosaccharide 1,2-alpha-mannosidase activity; calcium ion binding.
CUGCCUUACUCGUACGUGUAGUGUUGACCCACAAAGCCACAACUUAGAAGUUAUUUUCAAUUUCAAGCUACAUUCUGCAAUACUCAUACUCACAUGAAUAAAAUCAAUCUAUCUAAUUCCAUUAUUGAUCAGAUCCCAUUUCCUUCAAGAUCAUCUAAGUUCUUCCUUCUUGUUUAAUGCAAUAUUGAAAUGCCCUGAUCUAAAUCUCUAUCUAUUGUAUUUCAAAAUCACAAGGGAAAAUUGGAAUUAUCUUUGAUUGAAUUGAUUGAUUCAUCUGUGAGCAUGUCGAAGUCUCUGCCGUAUUCUAUGAAAGAUGUUCACUAUGAUAAUGCCAAGUUUCGCCAUCGUUCUCUUUCCAAGGUCUUUAACCAGACCAUGGUGAUCAACAAUGUUAAACGUGAAUGUCUGAGGUGUAGCACUGGGAAGUUUCUGGUGGUUAUUCUGCUUUUUGGACUUGCUUAUCUCAUGCUUACACCACCAAGAAACGUUAUUCCUUCCCAUGGAGUAGAUUAUACUAGAAUGGAUGAAGACAAUGUUACAGUGGACAGUAGUACUGGAUUUAGGAGAUUCUUUAGAAAAUCACUUAGACUACCACCUAGACUACCCCCUAGGCUACCCCCUCGAUUAUCGCCUGAUGAGAUGCAUAAUAGAAAUAAAUCUUUGACCCAACUAGAGGCUGAAGCAUCAAAAUGGAGGUGGAAACAGCAACGAGUUAAAGAGGCUUUUAUUCAUGCUUGGUCUGGUUACAAAAAGUAUGCUAUGGGUUUCGACGAACUUAUGCCGUUAAGUAAGAGGGGAAUCGAUGGUUUAGGAGGUCUUGGUGCAACAGUUGUGGAUGCUCUGGAUACAGCCAUGAUAAUGGGCACCGAUGAUAUUGUUAAUGAUGCUGGAUCUUGGAUUGAAACUCACCUUAUUGAAAGGAUUAGUCAGAAAGGACAAGUGAAUUUGUUUGAAACUACGAUACGUGUUUUGGGCGGUCUUCUGAGUGCUUAUCAUUUAAGUAGUGAAGCAAGUGUACAAUCAGCAUCAGUGGGCCCGAAACCAAGUGUUUACCUAAAAACUGCUACAUUUCUAGCAGAUCGCUUGUUUUCUGCUUUUACUUCUAGCCCAACACCCAUUCCAUUCAGUGAUGUUGUGUUACGAGAUAACACAUCACAUCCAGCCCCAGAUGGUUUAAGUAGUACAUCAGAAGCCUCUACUCUUCAACUCGAAUUCAAUUAUCUCAGUGAUAUAUCUGGUGACCAAAAGUAUAGCGUCGAAGCAAUGAAGGUAUUAGAGCAUAUGAAGACUCUACCUAAGAUAGAGGGGCUUGUUCCUAUUUAUAUAAGUCCUCAAACGGGUGAAUUUAGUGGAGAAAAUAUUAGACUUGGAUCACGUGGUGACAGCUACUAUGAGUAUCUAUUAAAGGUUUGGCUGCAACAGGGAGAGAAUCCAAGCAGAAACUUAACGUACUUACACAAUAUUUAUGAAGAAGCUAUGAAGGGUGUUAGACACCUCCUCGUCCGAAAAUCAAUCCCAAACGGCUUGGUUUUUGUUGGGGAAUUACCUUAUGGAGCAAGUGGUUCUUUUAGUCCUAAAAUGGAUCAUCUGGUGUGUUUUCUUCCAGGUACACUUGCACUUGGUGCCACCAAAGGUUUGACCAAGUCUAAAGCUAUGAAGGAAAACUUGCUGAGCUUUGAAGACUUGGAGAAUUUAAGGCUUGCGGAGGACUUGCUUAAAACUUGUGUUGAAAUGUAUUCAGUAACUUCAACUGGUCUUGCGCCAGAAAUUGCUUACUUUCAUGUGCAAGAUUACUUUGAAGAAGGGCAUGAUGGUGGAAACAAGAGUUCAAAGUAUCUGAAUGACAUAAUCAUCAAGCCCGCUGAUCGUCACAAUCUUUUACGUCCUGAAACAGUGGAAUCCUUGUUCGUUUUGUACCGCAUAACAGAAGACCCAAAAUAUCGUGAAUGGGGAUGGCAAAUAUUCGAGGCAUUUGAGAAAUAUACCAAGGUUGAUUCUGGUGGGUAUACUUCUCUUGAUGAUGUGACUUCAAUUCCUCCUCAUAGAAGAGAUAAAAUGGAGACAUUUUUCUUGGGUGAGACGCUUAAGUAUCUGUACUUGCUUUUCGGAGACAGAAAUCUUGUUCCGUUGGACAAAUUUGUUUUCAACACUGAGGCACAUCCUAUUCCUAUUAAUUCUUCUGCAAAGAAACAGUAAUGUAUGAGGUGUAGUUUAUCAAUAGAUCUUAGGAACUCUCCGCCUUGCUGUGAGUUUAUGGAGGCAUGGAUCUAGCAGUUAUAAUUGACAUGUUCAUUCUCGCGAGUUCUCGAGAGUUCUGUAAGAAGAGCUUCGUGGGCCCAUAUUUAGUUUUACUGGCAAUGGAAGAUGGAUGUGAACUUGCCAAGUGAAGAUAACAAGCUUGAGGUUCGUUCAUAUUUUUUAAUGGUUUCCCUCGUUCCAAAAACUUUACCAAACUGUAACAUGUACGGAAAAAUAGGUUAUACUCGUGAUGGGUUUCUCCCCCUGAUUGUUUAUCAUACAUACAACCUGGAUUCUUACACAAUUUUGUUAUCCCAAGCAAUGGGUUUGUUGUAUACAUAUACCUUCCAUUAUCAUUCAACUUAUAUACAAGUGGUCUGUAGAGUUUUUGCUAUA